AUCUCACGGAACCAGGCCACACAUGAAUGUCGCCGUACGCUGUACUCCUUCACGCCGAGCGGACAUUGGUUCGCAUUCCUGCCAUGUUCAAAGGCGUCACACAGGCGGCGAGGCAUUCGCAUGUGUAUGGAUGGAGUCAGUGCGUCUACCGCCUUACUAGCCUUCAGCCCUGGUUUCCCGUACUAUUGGAUCGAAAUCUCCAAUUCACUGAACAUUUUAAGUGCUCACUUGUGUUGGUCUACAUGUUCCUCGCAGUAGAAGUAGCGAUGUCCUCGUAUAUUGGGAGUAUGGCUGCUUAGGCCAAGGGCAGCCGUUAUGCUACUGCCUUACUGAUUGCUUAGCGUUGUAAUGGAUUUUUUUCCGGUGUCUAUCGCGUGGUAUGCUGAAUAUUAUAUACAGAAUGUAGCAUUAUUACAAAUGUGGAUCUACAUGUUAUUGUAUAAUGCUAUCUCGAUACUGU
Molecule: messenger RNA, 460 nt
Organism: Laetiporus sulphureus 93-53
Lineage: Eukaryota; Fungi; Basidiomycota; Agaricomycetes; Polyporales; Laetiporaceae
Exons: 1
Coding region: 27-299 (90 amino acids)
Source: RefSeq, a predicted model, not a curated record